This is a messenger RNA of Branchiostoma floridae (Florida lancelet), 2585 nucleotides long. RefSeq lists its product as uncharacterized. The record is from RefSeq and is a predicted model, not a curated record. Gene Ontology annotation, biological process: netrin-activated signaling pathway. Lineage: Eukaryota; Metazoa; Chordata; Leptocardii; Amphioxiformes; Branchiostomatidae. The transcript is spliced from 12 exons. The coding region runs from base 185 to 2152 and encodes 655 amino acids. Gene Ontology annotation, cellular component: membrane. Gene Ontology annotation, molecular function: protein binding; netrin receptor activity.
GAUUCAGGUUUCGCACCCGGAAGUAGGCUGCAGUCAAUACCAAGAAGUUCAAUUUAUUUCACGGCAUUGCGGCCAUUUCGUUCAUAAUUCUUGAAUGGUCAGCAGCUUCUUCUUGUGAUAUCCCGAUGGACAUGAAGGUUCCUCAUAGCCGAAGACAAGAAAACAGCCCAAGUUUGCCUCAACCAUGAUGGCUGAUGGGUCAGAAAUGUUACCAGAAAGGAGUUUCGUCAUUGACAUUGGACCACUUAAACUAAUAGACUACACACGGAAGGAAAAGUGGCUGGUUAAGCUGAUGUUUACACGAGAAGGCGGUGAACCAGGUGGCUGUCGUAUACGCAUCUUUAAGAGCCCAAAUGCUGCGCUUCUAGCUGGGGGACCUUUUGGUAGAGCGACAGCUGAUAAAAUCCUACCGAGUCUGUUACUGCAUGACUACGUCAUCACCUCGUCUACCGCCAUCAACAUGGAGAAAUUCAAGAGUAAACAUGGGAAACCGAAGCUGGCAGUUAGCUUUUGUUUGAAUCAAGAGGACAUUUUGGGAAGAUCUAGAUACGAGAAGCUUGUGUUCAAGGACCAAAGUCAAGCAAUCACAAGCCAUGUUGCAAAAUUAGAGAUUCUCCUUCUGCAAGGACCAUACAAAGACAUGCGUCCAUUCAAUGUUGAGAUCAGCCCUCACCAGAGUAUUCCAGAAGGACCGGCUCGGUUUAACAUCUUCCCCACUCAUAUCAGUAUCGUGAAAAGAUUCACAACAGAAAAACAGAAAGAAAACAGCAAGAAGACAUGUACAGUCUGGAAGACCUCAAGAAAAGUCAAGAUGCAACGUCUUCCGAUUGUCGUGGGGCUAGCGAACUUGAAAAGCUAUAGCUCGCUACCGGUAGGGUUUCGUUUUGACACGUCUCAAAAAGCCCACUUUUUCAAAUGUUGCCGCAAAGACGGGGAAGACAUGAAUGCUCUGAUAAGCAAACUUUUGAAGCCAAAAACAUUGCGCCAAAGACUUUACCUAACGGAUCUGCCUAAGAAGCCAGACACAUGUACCACUGAACACACCUACGUGAAUGAAUGGGAGGCCAGGGGAUGCGAGAAGGAUAUACAGGGGGGAAUCAAGUUGAACGUCGGUGUGUUUGCUGCCAAGCCCGAGCCUGGACAGCCAUGGAUCCUGCACUUUAUCAUCGACCGACAGGGGGCGUCUCUAGACAACCUGAAGCGAAAUGGCAGGGAAAUGGUCUGCCCUUCUCGCGCGUUCCAAUUGGUUGACGACCUGUCAAUCAACGUGGAGCUUCCUGAUGGUUGGAGCACUGAUGACGUCGUCAAGGAGGUACCCAAGAAGAAUUUCAUUGCUCUGGAAGACCCGUUCAUCCACGAAAUCUGCAUUCAGCACGAGAACCACGACAAGAAACAGUUCCACGGACGGAUCUACAUACGUCAGGGUCUCAGUGAGACUCUAAAAAUCACCCUCAAUGUUAUCACCAACUUUUCCCUUUACGAACGUGUUGGGAAGAAGAGGAAAGUUGAUGAACCACUGUACGACCUGGUCCCUGCUACCGGAGGGAGUACGGAGUCUGCAGACGACAUUCCAACAUGGCUACGGCAGUUCUCCAAGCGCAAGGAACUCUGGGACAAGUUGGACAGGCCCAAUCUCUUUGGAAACGACUGGAGAUUGUUUGCGGAGAAAAUUGGACUGGACUAUCAGGCUAUCGUGACCAUCGAAAACCACUCCCAUGAACUCGAGACAUCCCCGACAGAGCUGGUGCUGCGUGAGUGGGAGAGAGGCAGGACAGUGGAGGUGGUCAGUGAUCACGCACUGGUCCGGAUUCUUCACGACAUGGGCAGACCGGACAUCAUCCAGGACAUGGGACUACAGGUUCCAGAGCUGGUGAGUGGAAGUUUCCGAGUGGAAGCUACGACAGCCGACACCAUACACGUGGCCUGGGAACCUGCCAGCGAUGACGUCACACACUACACCAUCGAAAUCACACCUGCAGACAGAAGCGCCCCCUGUCAUCACAGACCGGUGAACUGCAGAAGUUUGACUUUCCAUGAUUUGAAGCCUGAUACUGAGUAUGAUAUAUGCAUUCAGCCUUCGAUUCAGGGAGUCAAUGGAGAAUGGACAAACAUCACUGCAAAAACAGACACCGAAGAAUGUACAAAACUCUAGUACUGAAAAAUACCAGUUGCAAACAGAGACACCUAAUUCAAUGGCACUAAAAUCCUACGAGCCAACUUAUUUUGAAAAUGAAUAAAGGGUUAAUGUCCCGAAUAAACCACCGAGUGAGCGUAGCGAACAAGAUGGUUUAUGAGGCGCUUAUCGCACCUGACCAGGGAUUAUCUCACCAUAAACACCAAGGAUAAGGCGGGGCAUUAACGUCAUUAUCAUAUAGUCUAUCCAACUGACACAAUUAUUUCACACAACUUUCUUUAUAACAAAUAAACACUUUGAUACAUAAUACAUCCACUGUAUAAUAUUGCGGUCCAAAAAGUGGUCGGUUAUUCUGAUAACUGAGCACUUUGGACGUUACGGCCUGAUAACCCAUAGGAAAUGGAGGCCUCUGAUUGGCCAACUCCAUCUGGCUAUAUAAUAAUUAAGGGUU